Molecule: messenger RNA, 7176 nt
Organism: Porites lobata
Lineage: Eukaryota; Metazoa; Cnidaria; Anthozoa; Scleractinia; Poritidae
Source: the annotation of a GenBank genome assembly
AUGGUUUGGUGCUUUGUGGAACUGGUGGAAAGGAAAUGAUGUGCGAUGAAGCAAGCACGGUUGGAGAUCACAAGGAUAGCCAUAAGGUUGGAGGCUUCAAUCCACUUGUAAUUAAUAAAACUCACUUCUGUCGCAUGUUCUAUCACGUUUCAGAAACACGCCAUGCUGGAUUUCUGUGUCUUCACAGAUUGUAGUGCAACAUUGAAAGGCGAGGAAACAAAAAGAAAUUUCUCAUUUAUGUAUGGUAGGAAAACAGCACUCAAGGUGAAAGACUGUACACAGAAAUUGAUUAACUUAUUUAGUGUUUAUUGCUCGACUGGUAGCAUAAAAUUGCAGAUCUAUCUAUGCCAGUUGUACAAAGUCGACAUGGACGUACCGCAUAAAAUUUCUCUUGCACAAGACAUUACAAAUGCUCAACUGGGCCUUAAAACCUUGCUUUCUUCUGGUAUUGGAGUUACUGCUAUGUCACAACAAACUUGGACGAAACUUGCUGAAUUUGCCGACAUUGAAUUACCAGAAUACCAAGACAGCGCACGACAAAAGCUAGACAAACGUAUCGACAACUUCCCUUCGAAAAUGAAGAGAAUACAGACUGCCACACUGCUGUACAGGUUUGCAAACGGUUAGAAUAUUUUUUAGAGCGAUCUAUGAGUGGCACUGAACUGAACUAUAGAAAUAUGUACCCAAUGGGGCUAUGUAUGUAAACCAUUUAAAGUUAAGAAAGGAAACUUUGAUAUCAGAGUACAUCGGUCCGUAAUAUACCAUAAAGGGGUUAGACAACCGAAUCAUCCACAUGUUAAUUAUCUUCACUGAUGCAGUUUGUCAAUAAGAGAACGGUGGUCCUAGUGACGGACGAUCGAAAGUAUCAUUUUUCUGUAAUAACUGCAGAAUCCAGUAGGAGAGGAAUUGUUUUUAGAUUUAAGGUAUUAGCUGGUAUUCCACGUGUGUUUCAUAAAAAGUGAAAAAGUUUAAAUGAAAAUAACGCCAAACUUUGAAGUGUUAAUUCCCUUAAACUCAUACACUUUAGGUCUUUUUCUAGCGGUCGUUCAAUCUUGGAGAACCUGAAAGUUAGUAAAAAGCUUAAUUCGGUUUCCGGGUGUUAAUUGGAAGUGCGUUUAAUGUCAUAACAAAUCUAACUUGUAUUGAGAAUGAUGUUGUUUUUUAUGCCAUUCUACUGUUAUGCUAAAAACCUCCAAACAUAACCACAUAUAAGGCUUAAGGCCUAAUGCAAACAAAAGUAAAGUAAGAAAAUAUAAUAGAUUAAAAAAAAUCAGAGUUCAGGGUUUUAAUAACACACGACUACAACAAACGUAUAAAGAGUUAGCUGCCUUGAGAUCAGUGAAUUCACAUGAGGAGCUGGACCCGAAUGGAAACAAAACUUAAGUCAAACCACAUGUGUGUCACUGAGAUUAUUUUUGGAAAGUAGGUCAUCGCCGGUUUUCCCUAAAAGGGGGUCUUUUCUGGGAGUUAUGACAUAAUCAUGUCAGUAUAUUUAACCGAAUGUCCGAGAGGAAAGUGUUCAGUACUGUUUUUUUCUGUUCUUUCAUCCGCAUCGUUCCCGAGGCGUUUCGAACCAGUUGUCGCUGCUGUAAGUGCAGAUAUCUCGAAACAUUUUGAAGACAAGUCCUUUCUUGAUUAUCAUAUAUUGACUGGAAUACAGUGGAGUUCAUGGAUAAUCGACAACUUUAUACACCAGGUGACUGUACUUCAAUGCAGUGCAAAAUUAAAGAAGAGUGCGAUAGAAUGAGCAUUGUUCAUGAUCACAAAGAUAAUCACAAAGUUGGCGGGGAGAAUUCUUUGGUAGUUACAAAAGGACAGUUUUGCGCCAUGUUUUAUCAUGUUACUGAGAGAAAGAGAGACAAAAUUUGCUUUAAAUGCCUGGAAAAGUCGAAGUGUCAGGUCGGGAAUUUAAAGAUGACGAAGCGUUUGUGCUCGAAUCCAAAAGUUCGCGCCCGAACUGUUGUAGUGUAUGUUCGGUUGACUGACCGAAUGGGUGACUUGAUAUUCCACGCCAGAUAUGGAAAUUGUUUCCAGGGUAAAAAGAAAAAUACAAUCCAUGCAGAGCAUUUUAUGCUUGAAGAUGAAGAGUUCAAACAAUAUGUGAAAUUCUUAGGAGAUAAUAAAGGAGGGAAAAUUGAGAUGUACAUGAAUAAACAGCCUUGCUUUAGAUCAACUAGAGUGAAGAGGAAGGCGUGCGCCCAAGAACUGGUCAAUUUCUACAAGUUAUUUUGCUUAUCACGUGGAAUUAAACUCACUGUAAAUCUUUGCCAGUUGUCCAGAGUUGAUGUUGACAUGCAGCUCCCUUCGCCCUCUCUAAACAACGAUAAACAGAAUGCUCGCCAAGGGAUGCAAGUGAUGAUGUCUGCUGGUAUUGAGCUGAAAGCUAUGGAUGAAGAAAGCUGGCGAAAACUUGCAGGCUAUGCAAACAUCAUAUUGCCUGAGUACAUUGAUGGUGACCGGCAAAAGUUAGAUCAACAUAUUGAGGAGUUUCUCCAGGGCAUAAAGCCGACUCCGUCAGUUCUCCAGCCUUAACCCUAGUAAGGGAGUAGUGUAAAUAUGUCAUAAAAACUAUAAAAUUAUAAAAAAAUGUGAAUAUAGCUAAGAUUUAAAAGAAUAUGACAUCAGCCCCUUCGGGGCCACGCGGGAAAAUGACGGAAAAUAGUAUUUUAGAGUUAAUCCAGAAUCGGCAUAUUUACGCUACUAUAAACACAUUCAAUAUUUUUACAUUACAAGGGAAAUCUCCUAUUGGCAACAUUUGCUAGUUUGUUUUGACUUUGUUGAAUAUAUAUUGAUCAUUUGCAGGGUUUUUUCCCGUUUUUUAACCACUCAAAGUGAUUGAAGAACAAGAUAGAAAAAGAGAACUAUUUUCUCAUUAUGAUUUUUACCUUUAUGAUCCAGAAAAUUAUAAAACAAUAUUGACAGAGGAACAUAAGGAUAGGAAAAUUAAAGAAAGAAAAUACCGUGCUUUUAUUUUAACGAUGAUCAAAUACAAACAAAAGAGGAUGGAAGAAAUUACAUAGAAAUUAUAGAAUAUGAAGAAAUGGAUUUAUUUGGUGAUUGUUUAGAAGAGAUAAAGAAUAAUAUUAUCUUGAUGAACUUGAGAAAGAAAACAGAAAUUGUAAGAGGAAGAUCUUGAACUUUUAUCAUGAUGAAGAGGAAGAUCAAAAUAAUUCAUAAGCCCUUCGGGGCUUUUCUUUAUGCCGAUCAUGUUUUACAACUUUUAUCUAACAUUGUAAUAAAGUGGCCAACGAUAAAAAGAUUGUAAAUCUUGAAGUUAAUUAUGACAGUAAUGAAAUUAAAAACAAAGAUGAACCUAAAAGUAGCAAAAAUAUCCAGUGGUACUUACGGGUAUUGAAAGGCCCUCCGGGGUCCAGUUGUCAGUGAGUCUGUAAGAUUGUAGUAGGAAGAAAGGACACUCAAUUCACUUUUAGGGCCUCUUCAUAUGAGCCCAGUUGACAGGGUUGGCCCUCAGUGUUUCCGAGAUCUCGCCUGAGCUCUAAAACAUGCCUUUGUAAAAUUUUCGAUGUGUUCAUGAGAGGGACGCACGGACACAUUUAAACGAGUUCAUAUUAACUCCUAUGUACUUCGUGGGUAAACAAGAAUUAAUUCAAUUUUAAUUAUAAUGUAGGGCGGGCCAGCUCGGCUCCCGAGAUCUCGGUAUAAGCGGCCGGAAAUUUUUCCAUAGGAACACUUCAAUUCCCGGUUACCGGGAUGAACGGUGGGAUGAAUUCUUGCGGUCCGCAUGGCAUCGUCCUGCAUUAACUGCUGUAUUUUCCACAUCAUAAGUAUCCCAUUUAACUGCAGGAGUGAUACAGCUUGAAGAGUUACCCAAGCCACCGCCGUAGCCAGUAGGGAACUUAAGAUGGAGACGUUUUCGGGGCGACGGCGACCGGACUGGCAGAGAAAGCCUGGAACUAAGGCAGCCGUCGCUCCCCGUCAAAAAUAGAACAUUAAGAUCGCAGGGAACUCAGAAGGACGGCGCCUUUAAUUAGAAGAAUACCGAAGAGGAAAAUAUGGCUUCACAUAAAGAAUUAAGAGAAUAAAUAUUUGCUAUGCAGACAACAUGUAUCGGAUGAAGAGUUUCUCGUUUUGUGGAAAAAUUAUGAGUCCAAAAAUCCCGAUUUUCCUCGGGACAGUUACGAUCCGUUCACGCUAAAAAACAUGCGGGAUGCAGCUGAGUUCAAGGCAGAAUUUCGUGUUGAAAAAAAAUGAUCUCCACAGGGUUUUCGAAGCCUUGCAAAUUACAGGAACAUUAAAAUGCUACCAAGGAACCGUAUUCUUAGUUUGGCAUUGAAAUAAUUCCCGGGAAAUACUUGCAUGCAAAAACAACAACAACGGCAACAACUUUAUUUCAGUAUUCCCACGCCGAGUUAGUACAUGGUAUUACCUACUAUUCUAUAUAAUUUUCAAUGCGUUUCAUUUAUACGAUGUUCUAACGAAAAGAGCGAACUAAAAACACACAAUUGAAAUAUCGGAGUUCAUAUUUUUUGUCUGGAUACUUUUAUUUGGCUCGUGGGAAAAUUUUGUCCCAUGUCAAGCUCACUUACGGUUGGCUGUUUGCCAAGUUGGAUCUUGACCCUGUGAAAUGAAAACAUAGAAACAUUCAAAGAUGUAAGUUUAGCGAACAUAGCUUGGAAAUCGAGCUUGAAAUGUGCCUCAAAGAAAACAAGGACAAUUUACGAACGAUAAUCUGCAAAAUGUUGGUUGCUAAACGCAACAAACCUGAUUGAAAUGACAGUUAAAUACUCACGUUUUCGCCACAACGCCAAACAGACCAGUUUCACGUCGCCGACGGGAACACGACGGCAAGGUGGUGAGCAGGAGCAUGCGCAAUAUCCAACAAAUGAUGAUGUCACGUCCGGUUGAAGUUGCCGUCGCCCCGAAAACGUCUCUAUCUUAAGUUCCCUAGUAUGAGGCGAACCGAGGCACUCGCCUCGGUAAAAUUUUACCAAAUACUGUCGAUUUUUAUUUUUUUUAUCAGACUGAUAAUAUUAGAAGAUUUCAUACGGCUGAUUUCGUACAACGGACCGUGUGUUCGCCUCGGUUGUAGUUUCUUCCUGGCUACGGCCCUGCAAGCUAUGAUAGGCCCCGAAAGUUAACAUUUUUGUGUUUCGCCAUGUUUGCUUUGUUUCUCGAAUUUGGCGCCAGAACUCGCGUCCUCAGGAUAUUUGACCUUUUCUCAUCUCGGAAACCGCGGGCUGAAAUUUCUCAAAUGAACUCACGGCGAAAUUAAUCCCGGUAACCGGGCUCAUGUGAAAAGGCCCUUAAUACCUUACACUUUUUAUCUUUCUUUCUAUCUUGGAAAAGUCUGAAAGCCGUAUAUCCAAGAAAGUCAGUUAAAAAGCAUGAUUCGGUGUCGUGUUCAAACGUGUUCAAAGGAAGUCCUUUUAAUCAUUUUUAUGUCCUGCAAUAACAAAUCUUGUAUUGAAUGAUACUGUCAAGAAUGACCAUUCUACUGUUGUGCUAAAAUGUCACCAAGACAUAACAACCGUAUAAGGCAAGGCCUGAUACAAAGAUAGUAACAUUACAGAAUAGAGAAGAAAUGAUAGAAAUGAGUGCUCAGGGUUUCAAUAUCACACAACUAAAACAAACUUAUGGCAUUACAUUAGUCAUUACGAGCCACUGAGAACAGUCUGGAAAGGAAAUGUAACGUAUCUCUUGUGUGUCGCUGAGACUAUGUUUAGAAAAAUACGUCACCGUUUUCGCGGAAACAAUAGCUUUUCUAGGAAAUAUGAAAAAUUUAUUCAUAUGUAGUCGAAUGUUUUUUUGUGUAUGUCAGUGUGUCUUGAACCGUUCAGGCAAACCUUUCGAACCUGCUGUUAGUACAGUUUGUGGCUGGUUUGAUACUUGUACUCUCUUCAAUUUUCUCCAAUCUUUCGAAUAGUGCUGCCCGUGACCUUAUUAUAUACAAAGGGUUUGAUAAAAGUACUUCGCUCUACUCAGUAGCUCAGAAAAUCACGAUAGGUGAUCGAGGCGAAAUGAGCGAAAUAGCGUUGGCCAUUUCUGAUGAAGGACGACUAGCAGUUGUGAAAAGAAGUGAAAACCGAGUCGAGCUGCAUAAUGGAGCGGAUAGUAAAGAUACAAGGUAGGUAAAUAUAACGACAAAACAAAAUCUUAUAAGACCACACAACGUUUGUUUUGCCUUGAACAACCACCUGCUAAUCACAGAUGUCGGUGACCGCAGUAUCAAGAUAUACAGCUUAAAGAACGAAGAGCCACAACUUGUGCGUAUCAUUUGCUACGAAAAGAAAGCACAAGCUAUAAUCCAGAUGGAAACUCCUGGAGGCCCUCUUUCUGCUCUUUCGUCGCCAGAUAAAUACCUGACUCCUUUUACUCUUACUGUUGGACCGAGUCCACUUUCUCAGAUUUUCGCUGUUUUUGAAAACUUUAUUUUCAUGAUUACUAUCGACUGGAAGACAGUGGAGUUGAUGGAUUAUCGACGGCUUUCUACACCAAGUGAUUGGACUUCUAUGCAAUGUAAAGUUAAAAAAGAGUGCGAUAAAACGAGUAUUGUUCAUGACCACAAAGACAAUCACAAAGUUGGAGGGCAGAAUCCUUUGGCAGUUACAAAAGGACAGUUUUGCGCCAUGUUUUAUCACGUCACGGAGAGAAAGAGAAGCAAAAUUAAUUUCAAGUGCCUGCAAAGGAAGAAAUGUCGGGUUGGGAAGAUGGCAAAGCCGCACUCGAACCCAAGAGCUGACUAUGCCGCAACUGUCGUAGUGUAUGUUCGGUUGACUGACCAAAUGCGUCGCUUGAUAUUCCACGCCAGAUAUGGGAAUUGUUUCGAAGGUGAAAGGAGAAAUACAAUUCAUGCAGAGUAUUUUAUGCUUGUAGAUGAAGAGUUCAAUAAAGCUGUGAAACUCUUAGGAGAUCAGAAAGAGGGAAAAAUUGAGAUGUACAUGAACAAACAGCCCUGCUUUCGAUCAACUGUAAGAUCAACACCACCGUAAGAUAUCUGGAGUGAAAAGAAAGGAAUGCGCACAAGACCUGGUCAAUUUCUACAAUUUUUAUUGCUUUUCACGUGGAAUAAAAUGUAUUAUAAAUCUUUGCCAGUUGUACAAAGUUGACAUGCGUCCUUCGCCUUCUCUUGAAGACGAUAUUCAAAAUGCUCGCCGAGGGAUGCAAAUGAUGAUGUCUGCCGGUAUUGAGCUGAAAGCCAUGACAGAGGAAAGCUGG